Saccharomyces cerevisiae S288C is the source of this 873-nucleotide messenger RNA. It is a transcript of the gene YGR109W-A, whose product is annotated as gag protein. The record is from RefSeq and is marked reviewed. Gene Ontology annotation, cellular component: cytoplasm. Gene Ontology annotation, molecular function: zinc ion binding; nucleic acid binding. The transcript has a single exon. Bases 1 to 873 code for a protein of 290 amino acids. Lineage: Eukaryota; Fungi; Ascomycota; Saccharomycetes; Saccharomycetales; Saccharomycetaceae.
AUGAGCUUUAUGGAUCAAAUCCCAGGAGGAGGAAAUUAUCCAAAACUCCCAGUAGAAUGCCUUCCUAACUUCCCGAUCCAACCAUCUUUGACCUUCAGAGGUAGAAAUGACUCGCAUAAACUGAAAAACUUUAUCUCCGAAAUAAUGUUAAACAUGUCUAUGAUAUCUUGGCCGAAUGAUGCCAGUCGUAUUGUGUACUGCAGAAGACAUUUAUUAAACCCCGCUGCUCAGUGGGCUAAUGACUUUGUACAAGAACAAGGUAUACUUGAAAUAACAUUCGACACAUUCAUACAAGGAUUAUAUCAGCAUUUCUAUAAGCCACCAGAUAUCAAUAAAAUCUUUAAUGCAAUCACGCAACUUUCCGAAGCUAAACUUGGUAUUGAGCGUCUCAACCAACGAUUCAGAAAGAUUUGGGACAGAAUGCCACCAGACUUCAUGACCGAAAAAGCUGCCAUAAUGACAUAUACUAGGCUAUUGACAAAGGAAACCUAUAAUAUUGUCAGAAUGCACAAACCAGAGACAUUAAAAGACGCCAUGGAAGAGGCUUACCAGACAACUGCACUAACUGAAAGAUUCUUCCCAGGAUUCGAACUUGAUGCUGAUGGAGACACUAUCAUCGGUGCCACAACCCACUUACAAGAAGAAUACGACUCUGACUAUGAUUCAGAAGAUAAUCUGACCCAGAAUGGAUACGUCCAUACCGUAAGGACAAGAAGAUCUUACAAUAAACCAAUGUCAAAUCAUCGAAACAGGAGAAAUAACAACCCAUCUAGAGAAGAAUGUAUAAAAAAUCGGCUAUGCUUCUAUUGUAAGAAAGAGGGACAUCGCCUGAACGAAUGUAGAGCACGUAAGGCGAGUUCUAACCGAUCUUGA